Molecule: messenger RNA, 1056 nt
Organism: Rhododendron vialii
Lineage: Eukaryota; Viridiplantae; Streptophyta; Magnoliopsida; Ericales; Ericaceae
Product: low affinity inorganic phosphate transporter 1-like
Exons: 1
Coding region: 627-971 (114 amino acids)
Biological process (GO): transmembrane transport
Cellular component (GO): membrane
Molecular function (GO): transmembrane transporter activity
Source: RefSeq, a predicted model, not a curated record
UGAGUUUCUUCUAGAUCUCUUACUUGGAUCAUAGAAUGGAUCAAUUCACCAUAAGGGCUAAAAAGCUGAUAAAGCCAUUCCUCAUCCAUUGAAUUUGGAAGAACAUCAAGAUAGACCGAAGUUGAGCUUGAAAACAUUCCCUCAUAUCCCCCAUCACCUGAAUAUAAAAAACCCUUCCCUUUGGGUUUCCUUCGAGAGGCCAUAGUCCAGGCCGCUAGAGGAUUAUCAUCCUUGGAUUUAGGAGACAUCAUAGAAGCCUCAUAGAUUCUGGAGGAAAAAAAAAAGCCUCCACCCUCCAGCAAUAUAAACAAGACCAGAAAAUCAACAACAGAGAAAACAGAGCUGAAAAUCGAGCCACGGCAUGACGGAAGCAAGCUAGCCGACAAAGAGGAAGAAAAAAGGGAAUACCUCGUAAGGGAGAGAACAGAGCCCCAAAAGUUCCCGGUGAACGAAAACGAAACACGAUCACAGUACCAAAAAGUUGAGACACGACGACAACGGCGAGCAGAAAGGGAAAACGGGUAAAGGGCGGAUGGAGGUCGGGGGAAAGAGGUCGGUUGGAGGGACAGAGAGACGAUAGGAAAAGCUGUGAGUUGGAGAGGGCCGGUCGGCAAUGGCCGCCGGCAAUGAUCUUCCCUGCCCGAAUUAGGUCCGCCACUUGCCACGGAAUAUCGGCGGCAGCAGGAAAAGCGGGGGCCAUAGUUGUGGCGUUUGGGUUUUUGUACGCGUCUGAGUCCGAUCAUGUCUUGGAGGACGAUACAGGGUACCCCAAGGGUAUCGGUGUGAAGUACUCACUCAUUGUGCUUGGUUUUGUGUCUCUCUUCGGAAUGGUUUUUACUUUCCUCGUCCCGAAGACCAACGGAAAAUCGCUCGAGGAGCUUUCCAGUGAGAAUGAGGAUGAUUCAAUUGAUGCAGUUGAGGAGUCCUCGCCGGACAAACAGGUUGCUUAUAAUCGACCCAUUCCAGUUUAAUUCGGGUGAGGUAAUGUGGGACUUUGGAUCAAGCUAUUUGGAAGUGAAGAAAUUUGUCUUCCUGUGUGUUUCAGUAGUGUAGAUA